Messenger RNA from Angiostrongylus costaricensis, 207 nucleotides. NCBI's taxonomy places the organism in Eukaryota, Metazoa, Nematoda, Chromadorea, Rhabditida, Metastrongylidae. The record is from the annotation of a GenBank genome assembly.
AUGCGAAUCUGUGGAUCUAUCGUGUUCAUCGUCUGUGUUGUCGCUUGGGCGUUUGCUGCUCCUGUCAGCGAUGCUGAAGCAGCGUACAGGAUAUUGAACCAAUAUCUUCAACGGUUCGAUCCGGAAGACUUGCAGGAUAUGUACUUCAUUAGCGAUCAUGGGUCCGACAAGCGUGGAUUGGGACCGCGACCGCUUCGAUUCGGCUAA